Exophiala dermatitidis NIH/UT8656 is the source of this 1627-nucleotide messenger RNA. RefSeq names its product MC family mitochondrial carrier protein. The record is from RefSeq and is a predicted model, not a curated record. Gene Ontology annotation, biological process: succinate transmembrane transport; phosphate ion transmembrane transport; oxaloacetate transport. Gene Ontology annotation, molecular function: antiporter activity; succinate transmembrane transporter activity; thiosulfate transmembrane transporter activity. Bases 254 to 1216 code for a protein of 320 amino acids. NCBI's taxonomy places the organism in Eukaryota, Fungi, Ascomycota, Eurotiomycetes, Chaetothyriales, Herpotrichiellaceae. The transcript is spliced from 2 exons.
CCUCCAAUUGCCAAUUUAUAAGGUUCGGCCAUAAAGUAAAGCCCAGGGCCCGCAAGGUAAAUCAAUCAAAGGUCUGUCGGCCUUUACUUUCCAACUGUGUUUUCAUACCUUAUCCAGGGAUGGACAGUGCCUUUCUCUGUCCAUAGAUACACUCCUUUGACAACUUCAAGUUCGUCUCUUGUUGUCUUUCAGUCGGUGUGUCUUUUUCGCAGUUCAUAAUUCUCUCGGGUCUUGCGCCCAGUCCAAUGGAGUCAUGUCCACCAGUGCACCCCCAGUCACGAAAGAUGCCGCAAUCAAGCAAGCCCAAACUUCAGUCCCGCGGACCAAGCCCAAGCCUGCAACGGUGCGCUAUCCGUUCUGGUUUGGUGGAAGUGCGGCCUCGAUGGCAGCGGUAGUGACACACCCUCUUGACCUUGUCAAAGUACGACUACAGACCAGACUGCCCGAUGCCCCUCGAACGACAGUAAGCACGAUCGCCUACAUUUUCCGCAACGAAGGAGUGCUAGGCCUGUAUGCCGGAUUAUCAGCGGCGCUUCUGCGCCAAAUGACCUACUCAACCGUUCGGUUCGGGGUAUACGAAGAUCUCAAGACACGAUUUACACCAACACCGACGCCCGACAACCCUAAGCCGAGACAAUCUCUGUUGUCCUUGAUCGCCAUGUCCAGUUUUUCGGGCUUGCUCGGUGGAAUCGCAGGAAACCCCGGCGACGUGCUGAACGUGCGCAUGCAGUCGGACAUGUCAAAACCGGUGGAGGCACGGCGGAACUACAAGCAUGCACUGGACGGUCUUGUGCGCAUGGUGCGGGAAGAAGGAGCCCUGAGUCUUUUCCGGGGCGUGGAAGCCAACGCCUCGAGAGCCCUGUUGAUGAAUGCGUCCCAACUCGCCAGUUAUGAUGCGUUCAAGCAGAUCUGUCUGCAAAAAUUGGGCAUGAGGGAUCACCUGGGCACGCAUUUUACUGCUUCGCUGCUGGCGGGGCUGGUGGCCACCACCAUCUGCUCGCCCGUCGAUGUCAUCAAAACCCGCGUCAUGAGCGCUCACCCUAAAGUGUCUGUCUUACAUCUCCUGGCCGAAGCGGGUCAGAAGGAAGGCCUGUUUUGGGUCUUUAGGGGUUGGGUCCCCAGUUUUAUUCGCCUUGGUCCCCAGACCAUCUUCACCAUGGUCUUUUUCGAACAGCAUAAACACCUGUACAGAAAGUGGAAGGGUAUUGAUGAGUAGGACCCCUGUGUCUGUAUUGAGUUUCAUGCACACAAGGCGUUCAGAGGCGUUCAGAGACGUUUGCGACUGCAUUUACUGGUUGCCAUUGUCGAGCGAGGCACGACCACAGAAGAGACGUGCCCCGUCACUAAAAGAUACUGAAAGGACUUGGAUCAAGACCAAGACACAGACACGGCUUGGGAAGUAGCAUGAGAACAGAAUCAUGCUCGUUCCGAGUCUCUCUGGAUAAUUUGAUUAAUUGUGUCUCUAACCGCGAAACACUACUGUACAGUGGGGUCUAGACCAAGAGUAAAAUGUGGCGACCCAUGCUUCCCAUUCCCAUUACCAUGAAACUCCAUCCCAAUCCUGGAUAUGUCCAUAAUCGUAAUUUGUGUUCGCAUCCCAUGCCAGACAGACUGGAACAGGGGCCGC